UUUGUAGUGCAACAGCUUUUUUUUUUUUUUUCAAUCACUAUCAUUACGCUUAACUUUAAUCAUGGGUUGGUUCGGAAGUCUCGACCUUGCGUGGAAGCUCACAACGGUGUUUGCCUGUUUAUUGGUAGCCACUCUAGCAGCAGGUUUCAUAAAACUUGCUAUAGACAGGAGAAAGAUGAAUCAGCUUCUGGCGAAGAAGGCUGCAGACCUUGAGCAAAACAACGACCAACAUGGCCUGUCCGAGAAAGUAAAAGAGGAGGGCGACCUCUUCGGCAUCCGAGCACUGGAAGCUGGAUUUUAUGGCGGCAUAGCUCAGUCUCGCCCAGGCACGCCGCUUGUCUCUGCUGCCAACACACCGAAACUCAUCUCGCCCGCAACCAGCGUUCUUGACCUGAGCGAGUCGCAACCGUCCUCUUCUUCCAACUCCAUCAAGAACCCGUCAUCAUCGUCAAGAUGUCUUACACCAAAGAUGACACUGGACCCUUCAGACGCGGAGCGUAUCGGCAGAGUGAACCACAACACUGUCAACAUGAGCCUUACGGUCCCGCCAUCACCCAAGCCAUCCGCACAAUCUGGCAACGAAGGUGCCUCGCCGGCCAUGUCUCAGGCCACAAAGACUCCGGUUUUUGCGCACAAGGGAACCGAGUCCCCAGAAAUUCUCGAGCCAAAAGCGUACGUCCCAUACUCUCCUCCGCGAAUUCCUGUAAUGGACGCUAUCUCACACACGUCAUGGCGACCUGCAGGAAUUAACGGAGAGGGUAUCAACACCACAUCCGUGGUAGUCUCCAAAAACUAUACCCCCGACGCCACACCAAUAAAUAGCGAACCUUCUUCUCCCAUCAUGCCUUUCCCUGCCAAGCUUAGUGAGGCUUCCAUAUUACGCCGCUCCAAGAUGCAACCGUGCCCAACAUUGCCAACCGAGCGAGUUUUCAAAGAUGAAGGAGAUUCUCAGCCCAUUGAUACUGUUCGUUCGGAAAGCUACGACAUGCCUGCUGUCGACCAUAAUGAUUAUGCCCUCAAACACCAAAACUACCGACAUGCGCAAACCUGUGACAUCAGCAAGACCGAGAGUUUGUACAGCACCGACUCCCAGCGUAUCAGCACAGUGUUUCGCCAAUCGUCUGUCUCCAGUUUUUCACUGUCGCUUGAUAGCAGUUUCGAUAGCUUCGAUAGCGAAAUUUCUCCUGCCGCCAGUCCGAUAAGUCGGCGCCUCACUUUUGGGGAUAGCCUUGAUGGCGUACCAGACUUUGGCAAUGAUCCGAUCCUCAGCGAUUUCUACGAUGCGUACUAUCGCAACUCGAUCGGCCCUGUGCAGAACUUGGAGAUGGCGUAUGUACCGGACAAGUUGCACGUGCCGAGACAUUCGACGAUCUUCGAGGUGCCGACGCCUUUGGCAAGCCCUCUCAUGAGCCCGGACCCGCAGCAUGAUCCUUCAGGCUCACGAUUCACCGGUGUGGGCCUUGCUCGAUAGUGAUAUGAGGCGGCUGUACGAUGUGAAGCGUUAUAGCGGCAGAUUUGGCAAAGUUGUGUCGUUGAUGAGCGAGUGUUUUGUUUGAAAAGCCGUCGGCCACUGGAGAGUAUCAUCUGUAAUGGGUGGGAUUUGGUUGGCGAAACCGCAGGCCGUUAAUAAUUCAUGCUGUGCUAUAGACGCAAUGGCACAAGUCAGAGGGUAAUUCUAAUCACGUUUCAUUGUAAUUCGAUAGUCUUGGAUGGAUCAAUGGCAAGGCUAAGAAGGACGAAG
This is a messenger RNA of Aplosporella prunicola CBS 121167, 1741 nucleotides long. RefSeq lists its product as uncharacterized. Bases 62 to 1471 code for a protein of 469 amino acids. NCBI's taxonomy places the organism in Eukaryota, Fungi, Ascomycota, Dothideomycetes, Botryosphaeriales, Aplosporellaceae. The transcript is spliced from 4 exons. The record is from RefSeq and is a predicted model, not a curated record.